AUCCAAUUUUCACAACAUGGCCAACGACUUUAGCGAAACUUGGAAUUGUGAGAAGUAGAAUUUUUGAACAAUUUUGAACGAAAUGAACAAGUAUUGGUCGGAAGGCUUGUACUCCAACUGUAAUAUUUCUCAAUGGAGGAAAACGUUAAAAGCCUACAAAUCUGUGCUUAAUUUUAAAACCAACAUGGCGUUAAAGACUAGCAAAACAAAGAAGGUUGAAGACGUGCUCACCUUAGAUCAAUGGUAUCAGGAAGACCUGCCAAAAACCUUAAAGGAUCGCGACGAAAAGUUUUUAAAGUUGGAAGAACUUUGUCACUUGAUGCGUUGGAAACUUGCAAGAGGAAAGUUCAGACCAAGAUUGACAGAACUCGUAAAGUCAAAUGAUGCGAAAACUGUUGAAGAUAUUACUAGGAAAGCGUUCACUUGUUUACCAGAUAUUUCGUCUGCAAUUCGUGAACUUUCAAAAUUAAAAGCAGUUGGUCCAGCUACAGCAUCAGCAAUCCUAUCUGCAGGUGCACCUGAAACUGUUCCCUUUAUGGCAGACGAAGCACUUAUGGCAAUUCCGGACCUUGGAGAUAUCAAUUAUAAUCUGCCACAUUACAUGAAGUAUGUUGAAAAAAUCAGCAAAGUCUUAACUCAACUUAGAGAAAAAGAUCCUGAUGAAGAAUGGACUGCUCAUAAAGUUGAACUUGCAUUAUGGACAGAAGUUAUGGCAAAAAAAUUAAAUUUUGAUCUUUCCCAAGAAUGUGAUUCAGUUGAAAACAGAAGUGGUACUCAAAGGUCAAAGCGAAAGGCAUCAACAAGUUCACCACAAUUGAAAAAACGAAUGAAGAAAUAACUAGCUAAUUUAUAAUGAGUGUUUUCUAUAUUUUAUUUCAAAAUCUAUAGCCAUAUCCAUUUCAAUAAGAUGAAAAAAGUUUUGUGUAAUUAAUAUAUUAUUUAUCAUGCUAUUAACUUAUAUGAAUAUAACUUUAUACAAUGCACACAGAAGAUCUAGACUCCUGUGUGAAGAUGUUUACCUUGUUCAUAAUUAAAUAUAAAAUUUUGAUUUAAAAGUUAUUUUAACUCCCUCCA
Xenia sp. Carnegie-2017 is the source of this 1074-nucleotide messenger RNA. RefSeq lists its product as uncharacterized. Lineage: Eukaryota; Metazoa; Cnidaria; Anthozoa; Malacalcyonacea; Xeniidae. The transcript is spliced from 5 exons. The record is from RefSeq and is a predicted model, not a curated record. The coding region runs from base 83 to 838 and encodes 251 amino acids.